UAUAACCUUCACGUCACUUUAACCCAACGCCUAGGGGAACCAGAAGUGGAUUGAAUAUCGAAAUUCGAUAAAAAGCCAAACCCUUUCUUUGUAUGCUUUGCGAUCUAGGGAAAUCGAUACUUAUUUUUCGAUUGGAUGAUCAACAAAACUCGAAUUCGAUCGAAUUAGUGAAAAAGCAAUUUAGAUCGAGGAUCGGAAGACUAGUUUUUUGAUGUCCGAUUGAAGUGAUAAAGAGGGCGGAACCCUAAUUAUUGAAUUAUUGGGGCUUUUGUAUUUGAUUGAAUUGAAUCGCUGUAUGAAAGAUAUAGGGGGGAGAAGGCGAUCAUAGAAAACAAAAAACAGAGCUGCACACACAACAUGUCUGCGGUGGUGUGCGGGAAAAGAUCAUCUUUCUUCGAGGAUCAUACCGUACCUUCUUCAUCAUCGGCGUCGCCUCCUGCUUCUAAAAGAAUCCGUUGCUUUUCUUCUUCGUCCCCUGUGCAAUUUUCCUCAGCGACUCCAUCGUCGCGGUUUUUCGCACUCGAUCGUCUCAUCGCGCUGUUCCCUGAGAUGGAUAAGCAGCUUCUUGAAAGAACUCUGAACGAAUGUGGUGAUGACAUUGAAACUGCAAUCAAAAGUCUUACUGAGCUACGUUUAGUUUCUGUUGAACAUGCUGCCUCUGCUGUUGGAAAGGAAUCCGAGUAUCAAAUCCAACCCAAUGCUAAUGGUGUUGCAAAUGGUGAGGCUGUUCUUAUUGAGAAUUCAUCACCUCAAAAACCACCUGUAGAUGGUGCAGAUUGGGUUGACCUUUUUGUGAGAGAAAUGGUGAGUGCUUCCAACAUUGAUGAUGCUCGAGUUCGUGCUUCAAGAGCUCUUGAAUUGUUGGAGAAAUCUAUAUGUGAACGUGUUACAACUGAGGCACAUGGUCUUCAACAGGAAAAUAUGAUGAUGAAGGAACAACUUCAAGCCCUAAUUCAAGAAAACUCUCUGUUGAAAAGAGCUGUUGCAAUUCAACAUGAAAGACAAAAGGAAUUUGAAGAUAGGGGGCAAGAGUUGCAUAAUCUAAAGCAAAUGGUAUCUCAAUACCAAGAACAACUUAGAACUCUUGAGGUCAACAACUAUUCUUUGACCAUGCACUUGAAGCAGGCUCAGCAAGGUAGCUCAAUUCCAGGGCGAUUUCACCCUGAUGUUUUUUAAUUAAAUUUUGAGAGAUUUAUAUUAUACUCUUGAAUUUUACUUGGUAUUAUAUAUAUAUAAAGCCUAAUUAUCCAAGGCUUAUAUAAUAUAUACUUCAUAUUUUCAGACUUGUGUUAUUGUAUUGUUGUACAACAAAAUAUAUCAAUUUCAUGGCUU
Molecule: messenger RNA, 1332 nt
Organism: Lactuca virosa
Lineage: Eukaryota; Viridiplantae; Streptophyta; Magnoliopsida; Asterales; Asteraceae
Source: the annotation of a GenBank genome assembly